CAGUAGAUUUUGGUAAUUCCAGCGCAAAUUUCGACGCUAAAGCUGCACCCAUCGACGCUCUAGCAAGUAUUUUUAAAACAGCUUUUCGUCCUGCCAGAGUUGCUGCAUGCGGACCAGGCGUAUAUUGUUCUCCUAACCCUGUCUGGCUCGGCAAUUCUGGAUAUGUUGGAACUGUUGAGUUAGAUACUGAUCGAGGAAAGAAACGAUUCAAAUGUAUGUUUCAAGUAGCUGUGAAUCCUGAUGGUGUUAAAGAGGGUACUCCUGAUAUAUGGGUCGUGCUUAAACCUGAAGAUAUUCGACCCUAUGGUAUUCUUAUCAAAGAAGUUGGUUGA
Messenger RNA from Rotaria sp. Silwood2, 332 nucleotides. Lineage: Eukaryota; Metazoa; Rotifera; Eurotatoria; Philodinida; Philodinidae. The record is from the annotation of a GenBank genome assembly.